GAAUUUAAUUGGAAUAAAUUCCGGGGGGGUGGGGGUGGGAGGGGACAUUUCGAGAGUAGCGUCUCGGUCGGAAUCCACAUGCUACACAUUUUGUUUAACUUGAACUUAAUAGGGGACCUGGAGAAUUUGACAUUCUCAACUCCCAUUUUCUUUUCCAAGUGGUAUUUUUGAAAUUCCAAUGAGAAAAGGGUUUUCUCUAACACAAAUGCAAGGGAAGGGGAGGUUUAAAUCAGACCAAUCUAACUUUAGUAAAAGAUGAACUGUUUCAUGUCAAGCAGUGAAAACUCCUCUUUGAAUGCUGAAUUUUGAUCUAGGGUUGGGUGAUAGUUCCCCAAAACAGGAAGGACAUUUUGGAGAUCAGAACAGACAGGAUUUCCAGAAUUUGUGUUGAGACUUAUGUCUUUAGCUAAAACAAUGGAGUGGCUGUCUAACAGGUUUACAUUUGGGGCGGGGGGGGGAAUCUAUCUGCCUUUCUUUUCUCAAGUUGUGUAGAAAUUAACAGUAAUUGUCCUUUUGUAUUCUCUUGUCUUUAGAACAUGGUGUUUAGAAACACACCUGAUUUUCUAACUUGCUCUUUCCCACAGUGCCCACAGUUAAGCGGCUACAUUCUGUGGCUUGGUUCCCUUGGCCAAAUCUGGGCUAUUGCCUUAACUCUGGCCAUGGAAAUGCAGCCAUCUGAGGUGAGAACAGGCCCAGCACAGGGCGGGAGGUGGAAAAGGAAAACUUCCUAUUUUGAAAAUAGAUUCGAGGAGGAGGAGGGAACAGGGAAAGGAAGGUAUUGGGGGAUCAGUCAGGCCACUGAGUUACUGAACUUCCCCUCAGCCUUCUGUACUGUUCAACCAGGCAAAUACUGGGCCGCAGUUUUGCUUCUUCCAGAAUCCACCCUUGUUGGCUCUCCUCUAGCUCCCCCUGCUCCGCAAGCUGCUGUUCUGCACCCACUGGUGAGAGAGGGUCCCUUUUGGGUACCCUUUCCGACCUGCCCAAUUCCCCCUUCUAGCAGGUCAGGAGGGGGCUUUCUCUAAUUCACUAACUGUGAAAUUGGGAGCAGACAAGAAAGCCAAAAGACUGCAUUCCUUCAGCCCUGUUCUCAUUAGCAUGGAGGAGAGGCAGAGUGGGGAUGGGGGUGAAUGAAGGAGUUAGUGAUACGGAGAGCACAAAAAGAGGGUCUGGAGAAACAGGGCACAGUAGCACUGCUGUGUCCUAACUAAUGAGUGCCUUAGGUACUCCUGAUCAUUGGUUGGAAGGCAUCUCUUUGAAGGUGUGAACUAUUUUUAUGAGUCACUGAGAUGUGCUUCUGACUCUCCUUCUGUCCCUCGUCAGCUGAUAACCUGGAGGCUGGGUGAGAAGCUAGGUUUCUAUAGCUCCUUGUAAAGCUGUUUAAUCUGUCUUGGAAGAUAGCAGAAUAACUUUUCUAGUUGUAGAUAACCUUUUUUAAAAUCUUGACCUGUUAUUGAGACUGACAUUUCUGCUAACAGCAAAUUGUAUUAUGUUUGAAAGACAAUCUUGGGUGAACACAGGUUAUGGUGGAAGAGAGGAGCCUCAGCUGCCAGAUAACUGGUUGAAAGACCAUAUUUAAAAACUUCUCAAUGGCUUUUCAAAAUACUUUACUCGUCUGUCCCUAUCUAGUGCUGUUUUCAGUUUUUGUGCUUACAGUUCCCAAGCAACAGGUUCUGCAAACAUAGCUCCUGGAAGCACUAUUUACUCCUGUUGCCUGGGAGUUCAACCCUUUCUGGCUCUUUAACCUCUGCUCCUACAUACACAACCGGACCAGGGUCUCUCUAUAAGUUGGAGCUGGAAGCCCAGGAGUGCCAGUAGCUCCCGGUUCGCAGCUGAGGAGCAGAAUGAGCAGUCAACAGCCGAUCACUUUGAACGUAGGAGGGAUGAAGUUCAUGACCUGGCUGUCGACCCUAAAACAGUUCCCGGCAUCCCGGCUGGCUCGCAUGGUAGACGGCGGUGACCCAGAAUUCAGGCUGGUGAAUGGUCAGUUCUUCGUGGACAGGGAUGGAGUUUUAUUCAGUUACAUCUUGGAUUUUCUGAGAACCCACCUGCUUGCCCUGCCUGCAGAUUUUUCAGAUUAUCUGAGGCUCCAAAGAGAGGUCGAUUUUUACCGACUCGACCCCCUGGCUCGUCUCCUGAGCCAAAAGCACCUCCUGAAGCCGAGACCGGAGCUCUUGGAGGUGCGGUUCCUGUGCCAGGACACCAGAGCUUUUUUCCGGAUCUUUGGUUCCAGCAGUCACACUGUAGAGGAACUCACAGGACGCAUCACGGAGUUUUGGGAGCAGCCGUCUGCCCAGACCUGGAGCAGUGACUCGUCCCCUGCUCAGACAGCCUUGCUUCCUUUCCCUCCACAGAGGCCCUCCUACCACGACCUGAUUUUCCGGUGUGGCACCGACAGCACUACGGGCGAGCAGGCUGAGGCCAGGUAUGUUUCUAUAAACCCUGAUGACCGGAAACUGAUCAAUGGGACCAACGUCCUAGGACUGUUGGUUGACACUUUAUUGAAGGAAGGCUUUCACCUGAUCAGUACCAGAACCGUGUCCUCGGAAGAAAACGUUGAGUGCUACAGCUUUGAGAGGAUAAACAGGCCAGAAGCUGUGACGCUCAGUGAAGCCCAGAAGCCAGAAAAUUAUCCAGCAGCUACACCAGUGCAAUCUCAGAAAAGGAAAUGAUUGAGGGCAAGGACAAUUGCUUAAAAGCCUUAAAAAUCACAACGGUUUGGUGUGGCAUGUUGUGUGUGUGAGGGAGCAAGAAGUCCUGGGAGGAGGCAUUAACCCUGGAUGUUGGCGAACCCUCAGGACAUGGCGAAUUCCUAGUGGAUUCCAACCAGCCCAGGCAAGGAUCACCUCUGCUGGUGUGGCUGAUAAGCACUGGCUAUGUUUCUUAUGAUACUUUUCUUCCAAAUAGUUUGCAGCUCUUUUAACAUUCGACAAUCAGAUCUGACAGAUCCCAAGGUGGGGGACUCAUUGGCCCUAUGACCUUACUCUGGCAAUUUUCCAACUUCUCUGCUUCUCUUGUCCCCAGCCAUGAAAAGAAACGCAUCAUCUAGUCCCGCUGGGGGCCCCUUGAGGUCAGGGAUCAUGUAUAUAGAACUAACUGCUUUGUUUUUUCCAACCUCUUACUGGGCUCUACAUAAUAGGCACUCAAUAAAUGCUAUUGACUGCCUCGUGAGAGCAAGAUUCUGUCCUGACAAUCCUCUCACCAGAUCCUGAGCAGAAUUCAGUGAAAUGGGAAUAUCUUGAAAAUGGAAAAACUCUCUGUCACUUCCCCCAUCUCCACCCCUCCAGAACAUUGGAAAAUGCUCAUUUCAUUCUUCCCACAUGUUUUCCCAGUCCCAGUCCUGACCACCUCUCACUGUCACGGCCACUCUGUACCAGGGGUUUUUAUUAUCAUUACUUCUAUUAGUUUUCAUUCUCUGCUCACCCCUUUUACCUUUUGGUGGCUCCCUUUUGGUGACUGGUGUAUCAUAUCAUCAUCCUGAGAAGUAAUUUGCUCAGACUACUAAACAUUAGAUUUUUAUAUUAAAGGGAGAAAGACCCAAAACUGAAAAGUGGCCAAACACACUUUAGUCAGGAAACAUUCAACCUUUUGCUUUUCUAUUGAUGUAUUUUUAGCCUGUCCACAUAUGCAUUAAAGUAUGACUUGCAUUGUAUGCUUCCAAAUGCUUAGUAUGGUGCUCUGCACAUAGUAAAUGCUCAAUAAAUACCACUGAUUGAUUGAU
Molecule: messenger RNA, 3718 nt
Organism: Ornithorhynchus anatinus (platypus)
Lineage: Eukaryota; Metazoa; Chordata; Mammalia; Monotremata; Ornithorhynchidae
Gene: KCNRG
Product: potassium channel regulator
Exons: 2
Coding region: 1842-2669 (275 amino acids)
Biological process (GO): protein homooligomerization; negative regulation of delayed rectifier potassium channel activity
Cellular component (GO): endoplasmic reticulum
Source: RefSeq, a predicted model, not a curated record